GUUCAUUUGAGCUCGCGGUGAAACAACUGUUGGCACUUGAUUGGCCAGCUACAUCAGUUUGUUCUAGACUGUUCUGCGGAAAUCUUCAUAUUGCUCAGAAAUCACCACCGAGGACAGAGCGACAUUUUCAGGCAGAUUUGUAAUAUUUAAUAAGACACCAUGUCAAAGGGACCAGCAGUUGGCAUUGACCUGGGCACCACUUAUUCCUGUGUGGGUGUUUUCCAGCAUGGCAAAGUGGAGAUCAUCGCCAAUGACCAGGGCAACAGGACCACACCCAGCUAUGUCGCCUUCACAGACACAGAAAGGCUGAUUGGGGACGCGGCCAAGAACCAAGUGGCCAUGAACCCCACAAACACAGUGUUUGAUGCUAAGCGGCUGAUAGGGCGGAAGUUUGACGACAGUGUCGUCCAGGCAGACAUGAAACACUGGCCGUUUACAGUGAUCAACGACUCGACACGGCCCAAGGUCCAAGUGGAGUACAAGGGAGAGACCAAGGCCUUCUACCCAGAGGAGAUCUCCUCCAUGGUGCUGGUCAAGAUGAAGGAGAUCGCAGAGGCCUACCUGGGCAAGACUAUAACCAAUGCAGUGGUCACUGUGCCAGCUUACUUCAACGACUCUCAGCGCCAGGCCACCAAAGACGCAGGGACUAUCUCAGGACUCAACGUACUCCGCAUCAUCAAUGAGCCAACCGCUGCUGCUAUCGCCUAUGGCCUGGACAAGAAGGUGGGAGUGGAGAGAAAUGUCCUAAUCUUCGACCUGGGUGGAGGUACGUUUGAUGUGUCUAUCUUGACCAUCGAAGAUGGGAUCUUUGAGGUGAAGUCCACAGCCGGAGACACCCAUCUUGGAGGAGAGGACUUCGACAACCGCAUGGUCAACCAUUUCAUCUCUGAGUUCAAGCGCAAAUACAAGAAGGACAUCAGCGACAACAAAAGAGCUGUGCGUCGUCUGCGCACUGCCUGUGAGCGUGCCAAGCGCACCCUGUCCUCCAGCACCCAGGCCAGCAUUGAGAUUGACUCUCUGUAUGAGGGCGUUGACUUCUAUACCUCCAUCACCAGGGCUCGCUUUGAGGAGCUGAACGCUGACCUGUUCAGAGGCACACUGGACCCCGUGGAGAAGUCUCUGAGGGACGCCAAGAUGGACAAGGCCCAGGUUCACGACAUCGUCCUGGUGGGAGGCUCCACACGCAUCCCCAAGAUCCAGAAGUUGCUGCAGGACUUCUUCAACGGGAAGGAGCUCAACAAGAGCAUCAACCCUGAUGAGGCUGUUGCCUAUGGUGCAGCUGUCCAGGCGGCCAUCUUGUCUGGAGACAAGUCUGAGAACGUGCAGGACCUGCUGCUGCUGGACGUCACGCCACUGUCCCUGGGAAUUGAGACUGCUGGAGGGGUCAUGACCGUGCUCAUCAAGAGGAACACCACCAUCCCCACCAAGCAGACGCAGACCUUCACCACCUACUCAGACAACCAGCCUGGGGUGCUCAUUCAGGUGUAUGAGGGGGAAAGAGCCAUGACCAAAGACAACAACCUACUGGGGAAGUUUGAGCUUUGUGGGAUCCCACCAGCCCCCCGGGGUGUGCCUCAGAUCGAGGUCACCUUUGACAUCGACGCCAACGGCAUCAUGAACGUGUCCGCCGCUGACAAGAGCACCGGCAAGGAGAAUAAGAUCACCAUCACCAAUGACAAAGGUCGUCUGAGUAAGGAGGACAUAGAGCGCAUGGUCCAGGAGGCUGAGCAGUACAAAGCUGCGGACGACGUCCAGAGGGACAAGGUGGCGUCCAAGAACGGCCUGGAGUCAUACGCCUUCAACAUGAAGUCCACCGUGGAGGAUGAGAAGCUCAAGGGCAAGCUCAACGACGAGGACAAACAGAAGAUCCUGGACAAGUGCAAUGAGGUCAUCAGCUGGCUGGACAAGAACCAGUCUGCAGAGAAGGAGGAGUUUGAGCACCACCAGAAGGAGCUGGAGAAGGUGUGUAACCCCAUCAUCACCAAGCUGUACCAGGGUGCAGGGGGCAUGCCCGGGGGGAUGCCAGGGGGGAUGCCAGGGGCUGGUGGUGCCACACCCGGAGGAGGCGGAUCCUCUGGACCAACCAUUGAGGAAGUCGACUAAACCAUUCAGAGUAUUAUUUUACUCUUGAUUGGAUAUGGCUAAAUAGUGGUCCACAUUCUAUGGCUUGGAAUGGGCUGAACCUUUAUUUUCACAAUCUGCAUUGACUACUUUUGUUUGUUUUGGUCAUUAAUGUUUUUAUGCUGAAAGCAACCAUGGAUUGAAUAUUUUUCAUGGGCACUGUUCUACCUAUUGUUAAACGUUUUCAGUUUAACCAGUGAAUGGUUACUAUACAGAGCAUGUUUUUCACAAGUGGAAUUCUGUGACUGCAAAAUGUUUUUGCCUUUGCACUGCAGGCUAAAGAUAACUCUUAAAGAAUCUCUUGAAUUCA
This is a messenger RNA of Coregonus clupeaformis (lake whitefish), 2431 nucleotides long. RefSeq names its product heat shock cognate 70 kDa protein. Gene Ontology annotation, biological process: protein refolding; vesicle-mediated transport; cellular response to unfolded protein. The transcript has 9 exons. Gene Ontology annotation, molecular function: heat shock protein binding; ATP hydrolysis activity; ATP-dependent protein folding chaperone. Bases 160 to 2103 code for a protein of 647 amino acids. The record is from RefSeq and is a predicted model, not a curated record. NCBI's taxonomy places the organism in Eukaryota, Metazoa, Chordata, Actinopteri, Salmoniformes, Salmonidae. Gene Ontology annotation, cellular component: plasma membrane; cytoplasm; cytosol.